Messenger RNA from Tribolium madens (black flour beetle), 1451 nucleotides. RefSeq lists its product as uncharacterized. The record is from RefSeq and is a predicted model, not a curated record. The coding region runs from base 139 to 1437 and encodes 432 amino acids. Gene Ontology annotation, biological process: heme export; transmembrane transport. Gene Ontology annotation, molecular function: heme binding; heme transmembrane transporter activity. Gene Ontology annotation, cellular component: membrane. The transcript is spliced from 7 exons. Lineage: Eukaryota; Metazoa; Arthropoda; Insecta; Coleoptera; Tenebrionidae.
AUAAAAUUAUAUGGAACAUAGAGGAAUAAUAAUUAUGAGUAUUAUGACAGACUGUAAAUAAAGUUAAUUUUUAAGGUUUUCUCAUUUCUAUAAAAGCAGUACGAGAUAACAACAAGUUUCGAAAAAAGCAGCGAUAUUAUGAUGGACUUUUCAUCAAAUAUCACAACAGUGAAUGUGUACAAAUAUAGAUGGAUCAUACUUUUAAUAUUUUGCUUCUAUUCUUCCAUAAAUUUUGUGCAGUAUCUGCAAUAUUCAAUCAUUUCCAACAUCACAAUCAAAUAUUACGAUGUAGAAUACAUUUUUGUGGACCUCACAGGUGUACUCUUCAUGUUCGCCUUUAUAUUAAUUUCUCUUCCAGCCAACCAACUUAUAGAAAAAUACAAUUUGAGAAACACUGCCUUAUUAUCUAGCGGCUUAACAACUUUAGGAAACCUUAUUAAAUUACUGUCAGUUUCUCCGGACCGAUUUUAUGUCGUUUUAAUUGGUCAAGCCCUCUGUGCCAUUGCCCAAGUUUUUAUGACGUGUAUUCCAUCAAAAUUAGCAUCGACAUGGUUUGGCCCAGAUGAAGUGUCCACAGCUUGUGCUAUUGCAAUUUUUGGAACUAAUAUUGGAGUGGCGAUCGGUUGUUUCAUGUCGUCAAGUUUGGUCAGAAAUAGCGACAAUCUAGAUGAAAUCGGCGAUGAUUUUAUGACACUACACAUUAUCAACAGCUCUAUAACUGUUGCCAGUUUUAUUGCAGUUUUGUUAUUUUUCAGGGCUAGACCUCCACUGCCACCAAGUCAAUCUCAGGUCGCUAUUAUUCAUGCUGAAAAACCUUCUACUUUGUCUAUUAUCAAAAAAAUGAUUAAGAAUAGAGAUUAUAUUUUGCUAGUAAUAGUGAUUGGAAGCUCCUCUGGACUGAAUUUAUCGGUUGGAAUUUUGUUUAACGGACUUUAUCUCAACUAUUUUCCGGGCUUCGAAGUCGAAGUUGGGAUAAUUGCAGCUAUUACUGUCAUUACUGGUGGAUGCAUCGGUAGUGUAAUUUUUGGAUAUGUUUUAGACAAGUGGCACCACUUUAAACUCACCACUUUUUUCAUUGUGUUUUUCUCAGCAGUCACAUUUAGUUUUGAGAUUGUUUCAAUGGAAGAAAAGGCCCAAUUGGCCACUUAUUUCACCGUACCGUUAUUUGGGUUUUUCAUUGGGAGUUCAUUACUCGUAGGUUAUGAGUUUGCAACCGAACUCAUGUAUCCCAUUCCUGAAGCCGCAUCUUGUGCCGUCUUAAACAUCUUUAUUUAUAUUUUUUCACUGGCGUUCACUUUAAUUGUUGGCGCUUUAUACGACUCGAUUGGAUAUACCACAACAAAUAUUAUUAUAGUGGUUGUAUUAGCGUUAAGUUCACUUAUUGUUUAUUUUAUUAGACCAAAUUUACGACGAAGAGAAGCUAACAUGAAUAAAUAAGUCAUGUUUAAGUG